Molecule: messenger RNA, 2568 nt
Organism: Aureobasidium vineae
Lineage: Eukaryota; Fungi; Ascomycota; Dothideomycetes; Dothideales; Saccotheciaceae
Source: the annotation of a GenBank genome assembly
AAACCGACCCCAAAAUCUCAAACGCCAGAAGAAGCAAAGCCAUCCAAAUACGUCAAACGCGCCGACGUCGAAGCACAACGACAAGCCGACUAUGCUGCCGAACAGAAAGCCAUCGAAGAUGCGCGCAUCGCUAGGCUUGAGAAGAAGCGCAAGUUUGACGAAGACGAGGCAGAGAAGAACAGAGCAAGAGAGGACAAGCGAAAGAGGUUGGCAGAAGAGAGCAGAAGAUUGAGAGAGGAAGAGGAGGAACGGGAAGAGAGGAUCCGCCGGAAGAGACUGGGACUGCCAGAGCUGCCGCCNAAAAAGAAGGCUAUCGAGGGUGGUGAUGCCACACCUGCGCCUGAGAAUGAUAUUCCAGAGGAGGAGCUUAUACAAAAGCUGAGGGCCAUGAACGAACCCGCGCGCUUGUUUGGAGAGACACACAACGGCCAAUUGCGGCGAUACAGAAAACUUGCUGGACUCCAUGCCUCAGGCAAGCCCAAGGCCACCAUGUAUUCUGGUCCCAUACCCACCACUCUUCAACCCGUACCCGAAGCCGACAUGAAAGUCUCGGACGUUGUACCCAAGGAUACCGAGGGCCGCACCUUCCUCUAUCGCCAGCUCGCCUCCUACUUUACACUGGUCCUAUCAGAGUGGCAAGUCUCGUUGUCUCUACGAGAUGAGGCUGUUAAGACGAGCAGUAGCGGAAAAGCUGCCUACAGUGCCAUGGUUCAAGCUCGUGACAGCAUGGUGCCGCUAUAUCGAAAACUGGAGAAGGGAGAGGUCGAGGAAGGCAUUUUGGGUCCGAUUGUCGAAAUCGUCCGAGCCUGUCAGGAGAGACGCUAUGUUGAUGCCAACGAUGCUUACCUGCGACUAAGUAUCGGAAAAGCAUCCGCGCGAGAGAAACUACACGCAAACGACAAGGAUGCUGCACAUAUCAUGAGUGACGAGAUCACCAGGAAGUUUUUGCAGUCCAUCAAGAGAUGCCUGAUGAUCACGCUGCAAUUCGGCCAACAAGCCAACCACGUCGGCACCCACUUUUGGAAUGCGCAGCCCCUCCAAUAUGUGAGAUUGGUUACGCACGAAGGCGAUGGAAACCAAAGUCGACACAGACGNGAAACAUAUUUUACGUACGGCGACGAAGAAGAAUCUCCUGUGGAUCAUGAUGUCCACUUUCGACCUGGACACUCGGAAGAUGGCACAGAGACAUUUACGCCUCGCGCACUGAUCUAUGAUCUCAAAGGUGCUUUUGGUACGUUGAGGAGGGACAAUGCACUUUAUGGUGCAGCAGAUGAUCCUGCAGCAAUUGCACAGCAGAUGUGGGCGGGAAACACGAAUGUCAUUCGAACAGAACAGAUUCAGCAAAGUGCAUAUCAGCAGCACCUGGACCAGGGACUCGAACCACCCACACUAUCGCCUGACACUGUUCGCUACUGGUCUGACUUCAACAGGGUAUUUUAUCAUCCCAAAUCUAUCGUUCAGUUGCAGGAGUACGAGUUGAACUCCUCUCUCAUGCCUUUUGAGAAAUGGACUACCGGAGAGGACUUGUUCGACAGUCUCGACAAAGAACAUGAUCUUCUGGAUAGAGAUUUGCGACCUUUCUUGGAAGAGUGUGAUCAACUGCAAGCAAUUCAAAUGAUCACCUCUGCCGAUGAUGCCUGGGGUGGCUUCACAGCCAAAUACUUGGAAAGAAUGAGAGACGAACUAGGCAAGACAAGUGCUUGGGUAUGGGGACUCGAGGAGGGUGGACGCAAGCCAAGGGUCGCCAAUGUCGCACAGUCAAUUUACCAGAUCUCGAGCCAGGCGAGCAUGUACAUUCCACUCACCACGUUGCCGGAUGCUCUACCGCCAUACGUCAAUCUGAAUGGCUCUUCCAGAUGGCACACUUCCGCACUGCAGCUGCUAGCCCUGGAGAGUAUGACUCUGCCAACUAGACUGCGUUCAGGCCAGCAAGGACGCUCGUCGUUUGCUGAUAUUGAGACAUUGUUGAGCAACGACGGCAACCGCAGAGUCGCUCAACUUAACAUGAGCAUCAAAGACCCAGCCGAACUCGAGGGCGAAGCAAAUGGCCAUGCAACACAACACGACAGCAGAAUGAAUGGUUUCACAAACGGAAAUCAUGGCCAUGACGAUGCAGAAGCAAAGGAUAUCGACAUAGACAUGCAACCAAAGACAGCCAACCUGACUGGCGAACGAGGACACAACAGCCGCCGAACUCACGUAUUCAGUCAACUGCAAAGCCUGCGCGGCAAAUGGAAGUCGAGUCUCGAAAUUGAAGAUACGAACCUCGCAUCUCGCGAUCGCUUUGGUCAUGGUCCCAGAAUUGAAAGUCAUCAAUCUUCAUUGCUUUUCCCCGUCAUCGACAGCUUCCCUCAGGUAUUUGCAUCUGGCAAUAUUGUUCGGAAACUCGCUGUGCACGCGACGCUUUCAACGACUACUUCUGUCGCGCAGAGAAUCCGUUCGGUGGAGAGAAUAGCUCGUUCCAUCAUUGGGAUUGACGAGCGCGAGGCACUUUGCGAUGGACUGGUAGGGAUUUGCGAGGAAUAUGAAGAUGGAUGGGAGAGCGGCAGCGAAAGCGAUGAUGAUUCU